Messenger RNA from Trichoderma aggressivum f. europaeum, 300 nucleotides. RefSeq lists its product as uncharacterized. The record is from RefSeq and is a predicted model, not a curated record. The transcript is spliced from 4 exons. The coding region runs from base 1 to 300 and encodes 99 amino acids. NCBI's taxonomy places the organism in Eukaryota, Fungi, Ascomycota, Sordariomycetes, Hypocreales, Hypocreaceae.
AUGGCCGGUACUGCGCUAGAUGGUGCGAUGAAGUCCAAGAAUGUACUUCUCGAAGCCAAAAAAAAAGCCUUUGGUGGCGUCGUGGUCGCAGCCGCAGCUUGGUCCAUCUUCGGUGGCGAUUUGUUUCCCGCACAAGAAGAUCCCAAAGGCGACCCCGAAACAUGGACCAGAGAAGAGAUGCGAAGAUGGCUCGCCGCGAAGAGAUACCCGGGAGGAACUGCUUGCCAGAGUGCUAGCGAACAUGAGGCAUCCACGGACAUGAAGCAUAAUGUUGUUCCUGAUAGUGUUGUUCUUAUCUGA